This is a messenger RNA of Aethina tumida (small hive beetle), 715 nucleotides long. RefSeq names its product profilin (gene chic). Bases 166 to 546 code for a protein of 126 amino acids. The record is from RefSeq and is a predicted model, not a curated record. Gene Ontology annotation, cellular component: cell cortex. Lineage: Eukaryota; Metazoa; Arthropoda; Insecta; Coleoptera; Nitidulidae. The transcript is spliced from 4 exons. Gene Ontology annotation, molecular function: actin monomer binding.
GUUGUCAGCGAACGGCUUCCGCUACUGAAAUCCUGCCAGACCAGUAUUCGGCAUCAGUUCAGCUGUGGCUGUGCGGCAAUAACUUGAAAUCGCUGCCCUCAAGUGGUUCAGGCUCCGUGUGUGAGUGCAUUUUUAAUUAAUUUUUCACAAGACCAUUUUGCAAACAUGAGCUGGCAGGAUUACGUUGACAAACAGCUCUUGGCCACCCGAUGUGUGACCAAAGCGGCCAUCGCGGGCCACGACGGAAAUGUAUGGGCCAAAUCGGAAAACUUUGAUGUUUCAAAAGAAGAGCUGGCAAAAAUCGUGCAAGGCUUCGAGAAGCAAGACAUCCUCACCUCCUCUGGCGUGACGUUAGCCGGAAACAGAUACAUCUACCUUUCUGGCACAGACCGCGUCAUUCGCGCCAAAUUAGGCAAAGUCGGCGUCCACUGCAUGAAAACGGGACAAGCUGUCGUAGUAUCUCUGUACGAAGACCCGAUCCAACCUCAACAAGCGGCGUCAGUAGUGGAGAAGUUAGGAGAUUACUUAAUUGGCUGCGGAUACUAGAGGUAGUGUGGGGCGCUGCGUGACCCAAAAAUCGCCGCGCAGCGACAAAAAUAUUACUAUAAAGUUGUAUUUUUUUUCAUUAAUUGUAACAGCGAAACAGCAAUGUGUAUAUUAUCGAAUGCAUCAUCAUUAAUAUGUAUAAUUAACAUAAAGUUUUUUGAGUAAAAUA